AUGCAAGAAAAGUUUGAUUAUGUGGACAACGAGGAACGUGCCCCAACAAUUAGAGUUGACGAUGUUGGAUGUGUGCCGCAUAGCAAACGAGAAGCAUUGAUUCACAGGGUGGCGCGUCUGAAACUUUCGCAGAUUGCAGGAAAGUUGGGUUGCUCAGUGGUUAAGGCGCGAACUUGCGGACUAGAAAGUCCGUGGUUCGAACCCAACCUCGCCACCUCAACUGAUCCUGUCUAG
Opisthorchis viverrini is the source of this 234-nucleotide messenger RNA. RefSeq lists its product as hypothetical. Lineage: Eukaryota; Metazoa; Platyhelminthes; Trematoda; Opisthorchiida; Opisthorchiidae. The transcript has 2 exons. Bases 1 to 234 code for a protein of 77 amino acids. The record is from RefSeq and is a predicted model, not a curated record.